AUAAAACACUCUCAUACCCAACAAAUACAGUGUCUGUAUUUGAAGCUAUACUCUGUUUAUUUUGCCAGAGAGUUAUUUCAGGGCUCAUAAGCGAACGCACCCGGAUUACAAUUAAUUCUGCCUUACUGAGAGAGGAAAUUCGAAAAUUUAUUUGGAUAAAUAAAUAAUGACUUUGGAGGUAUGACGAAUUUUUCAGAACACCUUGCGUAGUUGCUGGCUGAUUAUAGGGAACAAAUACAAGGUCAUUUAAUGCCUUAGUUUUCUCAAAUUUUGACGAUAUUUCGUCAAAGUGUUCGGAUUCAAGAGACCAUUUUUUCCCAAGAGCUUUGCAGGAUCAUUUCUCAACAGGUUAUAACUGCAAAUAUGGAAAAUUUCAUAAUCGUUAUCCUCAAGAUUUCAAUAUUCUGUUUCCUGUCCACUGCUGUAUCAGCCAAUUCUUCUAAUUCAGUCGUAAUAACUCCAAGUCCAAGUGCCGUGAAUGGCAGCAUGCAGAGUACCACGCCCAUUGCCGAAGCAACAGGAAAUAUGUCAAGCACCAUUGCAGUGAAUCAAACCUACGUGGCACCUCAACCGACAGCAUCGCCUGGAGGACAGCCAGGUCAAGGACAGGGCCAGGGACAAGGAGGACAGGGGGGACAGUCGACACAAUCGAACACUGCCGGACAGUCAGCUUCCGUAAGUCCGAAUUCUACUGCUUCUGUGGUACUUCAGGAAACACCUUCAGCUGGGGGACAGUCAGCUGGGGGACAGUCAGCUGGGGGACAGUCAGCUGGGGGACAGUCAGCUUCUGUAAGUCCGAGCUCUACUGCUUCUGUGGUACUUCAGGAAACACCUUCAGCUGGGGGACAGUCAGCUGGGGGACAGUCAGAUGGGGGACAGUCAGCUGGGGGACAGUCAGGGCAAUCGAACACUACCGGACAGCCUGCUUCUGUAAGUCCAAGUUCUACUGCUUCUGUGGUACUUCAGGAAACACCGUCAGCUGGGGGACAGUCGAGUGGACAAUCAAGUUCCGGUGGACAGUCGAGUUCUGGUGUUCAAAUAUCCAAUCAAUUAUCAGCGUACCUUAAAACCCUGAGUCCAGAGCAGAAAAAAGUGGUAGAAGAAUUUGACACUAAGCGAAAGCAAGAUAUGCAAAAGCUGGAAAUUACGUCUGAGGUAAAGCCGUUGACGUCGGAGAGUGCCGAUAGCAGUUUUAUACCAAAAUUUGGUUCACUGCUCGAGGAUUCUCAAAGGUUUGGACAGGAUUUUGACAAUCAGUUCAAUGCUAAACUUGACUACACUGUUAACACCAACUCCACUGUUCUGCAGACGAAGAAGAUUGACUGCGUUUCACAAAGGGUGAAUCGCUUUCCAGUGAAUCCACAGAGUACAGGACUAGCAGCAAACUUUAUUUCGUUGCCUCUACAAUGCCCCAUGAUCGUCAAACAAGCUCCAGCCUCAAGAAGACGUCGUGAUGUUGACUACAGCGUCGAGUUAAAGUGGGACUACCAUCCUAAAGAAGACCCUGUUGAAUACGUUCACAUGUAUCGAUACAUUCGAGCCAGGAGAGAAGCCGCUGAACAGCAGAAUAACAGUUGUUCGCAGUCUCCUUGUUUGGACACAAGACUCAGCAUGACAUUGAAGAUCACGAGCAGGAACUACACAACUGAACUUAACGACAAAGCUUCGAAUCAGUACAAAACGUUGACUGAAAACAUCAAAAACCUGCUGAGUAACAACAUCACCGCUACAAAUAGCAAUUGGGUAAUAAAUAUCCAUGGCUUUGAACUAAGCUCUGGAAGCAUUGGUGUAAGCUUCUUUGUUGAUUGCCCGACCACUUAUUGGUCAAACAUUAAAGAUCAGCUUCAACUCAUCGUUAGUGUUGCAUCAUUUGGAAACUAUAGCAUUAAUCCUUCAUUCUCGAUUGUACAGAAAGUUACCGUUGUUGAUGGGGCUUGGUCUAAAUGGUCUGCUUGGCCUGACUCACCCAACAGUUUCGAGGAAUGUGGUGACAAUUUCCGAGUUCGACGUGACAGAAGCUGUACUAAUCCGAGCCCUGAAAAUGGAGGCAAAAAAUGCGAAGGACCAAGUGUAGAAUACAAGAAAUGCAAUUGCAGUAGAACAUUCGAGAACACAGGUGGUACAAUAUCUUCACCCUAUUGGUCAAGCAAGAAUUAUCCAUUUGAUACAGAAUGCGUCUGGAUUCUUAAAGCUCCCUUCAAUCACAGCGUUGUUCUUAAUUUCGACGAGUUUAACUUGGAGUCGGAUAAAAAAUGCUUCUACGAUUAUGUGCAAGUUUUUGAUGGUAGCAACUCCAGUGCGCCAGAGUUGAUGCCAAGGACGUGUGGAACGAAAGGUUUUAACAGGACACUAAAGUCUAGUGAUACGAUUAUGAUGAUAAAAUUCAGGUCUGAUAAAACCGUCAAUGAUAAAGGGUUUAAAGCUACUUGGACUAAAAUGGUACAGCCUUGGAAGCCACCAAAGCCAAUCGAAUACGAAGAACAAAAUGUGACAGUCACCAACCUGAUAUCCUGCCCAACAUACAACAAUUCAUUCAUUCCCCUGGGAAAAGCCACGACCUGUCUUGAUAAAAGCUCCGGUGGUGACUGUUAUUUCGAGAAUCCUGCCUACCUCAUCAGCUGCGUGAUUGGCGUAAAGAUGAGUCGAAAUCUACCACUGACAGAAUCUUCUGCAAUAAACGCCACCUUCAGGCACAUUAUGCACAAAGACCUUUUCCCUGGCUUUUAUACCGAGGACAAAUUCUGUGUGACGUGGAACCAAAGUUUAAGGUUGUGUACAAGAAACUAACAUUGCUGGCCAACACGUACAGUGGAAUUGGUAUUUCAUUCUUCUUGAUAUUACUGGCCAUCUUUCACAUCGUCUGGAAAGUGAACAUCCAUGGAGGAGAGGUGAUGCGAAUGAACAUUUGCGUGGCUAUCAUUGUCAUGAUGACAGCCUUCCUCAUCGGUGCUAAUGUGGAGGCUGAAAAGACCUUGUGUGGCUUCCUCACGUUCCUUCUUCUGUUCUCUGUUUUUGCGCAAUUCUUAUGGCUCAUGCUUCACGGUCUGCGGAUCCAUGGAAAGAUUAAGGAAGUUUUUGCCUCGGGUUUCAACAUCGAGAUCGUCUACGUGGUCUUUGGCUGGGGUCUUCCUCUUGUGUUAUCCCUGAUUGCCAUUGGAAUUCAAGUUGAGAUCAAGAAUGAAAAAGAUGUGUGCUGGACAGCAGUUGCUGGUGGUUCCAUGUGGGGGUACUCUGCACCAUUACUCGUUAUUAUCCUGUUGAACAUCUCUGUCUUGAUUGCAAUUCUGAUACCAACCACUGAAAGAAAAACCAAAUACGACUACCGUGAGAUGAAGUAUCGCGUUAUCAAAGAUGGUGUUCUUCUUGUCUUGUUUGGGGUCACUUGUUUGACUGCCUACUUGACAGUUGCCAACGAGACUUUCGCGCCACAGUACUUCCUGACCAUUUCAAUCAUCCUGCAGGCUGUUGCCAUGAUUGUCUUCGGACGAGAGGGUCGCAAAGAUUUCGUAAAACUUAAGAAGAAGAAGGUGGAUAUGGCUGACUCAUUAUCUCAGAACACCAACGAAGAAGACUUCCCGGAAAGGUUCGAUGAAGAAUCUAUGUCUGAUCGAAGGAGCAGCAAGAAAAGCGGCAAGUCAGGGAUCAAUUCUCCUGGCGUAGAUGCUCGAACGAAGAGCCUGAGAAGCGGAAAACAGCAGGAAACAGACAUCGAUGCUUAGCGAAACCUCACUGCACGUAUAUCCAAUAUAACCUACACGAGAGAUAUCCAUAUUUACUGCACAUGCCCGGGUGUGUCAAAUCCUGUUACUUUUAGUAUAGGGAGGGUAUGUUUUAAACCCGUGAUUCGUAAGUGAAUGUUCUUAUGGAAAGCCAUUACUCUGUCUACCUAAGACGCGAGAAGUCGACGCUAAAGAACCCCCUUCACCCUCACUGAAAAAGCAUACCUUCCAAUAGAAUCCUUGCAUGUGACGUCAAUGCAGCUCAAUUUGGAGGAAAAAGAAAAGAAUUUUAAUCUGAGAAUUGAAAAUCUAGUGUUAUGUUCUCCAAAACGAGCUGCACUCCGACGUACUGCAAGGGGUCUAUAGAUUUACAAUUGUGAAUGACAUUAGAGGUGCAGACAUGCACAAAAUCGUACUCGACGGCCCCUUUUACUUAGAUGCAUGGCUUAGAAAUCCAUAAGCCAGCCUAUUGUUCUUGUGUGGGGGACUAAAUAAUAUUCUUUUUUUUUCUUUCUAACUCUUGAAGUAAUGUUCUCACGGCGAGUUUAAAAUUCAUUUCAAUUCCAAUUAGUCUCGAUCUUAAUAUUUUAAUAUUUUCCAUAGAAAAAGAGCUGGCUUUGGUCUUGCUACGUUAGGUGUUAAGGUCACGAAAUAAAGCCUUUGACUGCUAUCAGCUUAUCUUCAAAAAUGCUAGUCAAUAAGAAUCGAAAAAGUGUGCAAUAAUGAGGUGUCACUUUUCUCUUGAAACAGUGGAUUUCCAGGCCAACAAUGAAAAAUAAUAACGUUAAAUAAGCACGUGAUAAUAGUAACAGAGUGACUGAUGUGUGUUUUAUGUUAAUUGAAUAUUAUUCUUAAGUUCUAUGUUUGACCCUCCCCCUCCAAAAACAGUGUACCUUUCCUGAAGAUUGAUGAAUUUUGAGCAACAUUUUGGAUCAUUAGUUAAUAUUAAGGAGUUUGACUUUAAAAAAAUCAACGAAUUACACUCAAAUAUGUAUUCAAUUCAUUCACGACAGUGCAAGUUAUUUGGCUUGUGCCGUAUUCAGUAAACACGCGUACAUUUUGUAGAGAAAGAAAUGAAGUGUUCAAACCAACAAACACAUUUUUGAAUAAGCAAGUGUAAGACUGCUUUUUACGAAUAAAUAGCACUUAAAUCAC
Actinia tenebrosa (Australian red waratah sea anemone) is the source of this 4874-nucleotide messenger RNA. RefSeq lists its product as uncharacterized. The record is from RefSeq and is a predicted model, not a curated record. Gene Ontology annotation, cellular component: plasma membrane. Gene Ontology annotation, biological process: adenylate cyclase-activating G protein-coupled receptor signaling pathway; cell surface receptor signaling pathway. Gene Ontology annotation, molecular function: G protein-coupled receptor activity. NCBI's taxonomy places the organism in Eukaryota, Metazoa, Cnidaria, Anthozoa, Actiniaria, Actiniidae.